UUUAAAUUCACUUAAAUCUUUAUACUGAAAAAAAAAAAAAAAGUCGUCAGCAGUAUCUAGACAGUGCAGUGCUUCAGCCGCGCCGCCGUUUCCACCGUCCUCUGCUCUGCUCUGCUCUCUAACAGGUAACUAUGUACCAUCUAUAAGGAAUAUGUCCACUGUGGCUUCUGUAGGCAUUCAAAAUAAGGAGGGAUGGAAGCUUCUUGUAAAUGGAGGACCUCAUGCUCAGAAAAUGGUUGGCAUUUGGCUUUUUGGCUCGCCUGCAUGGGUUUUUAGUAAGGUGAUACUUGGCGGUAUUACACAACUUACACGAUCUGGUCUUUCUAUGACUGAUUGGAAAUUUACUGGGGGGCUACUGCCUCUCUCAGAUGAGGACUGGCUGCUUGAAUUUGAGAAGUACAAGCAGUCCCCUGAGUAUAAGCGGGUAGUUGUAAAUCGAGGUAUGGGUACUGAAGAUUUCAAAUUUAUAUAUUGGAUGGAAUAUGCACAUCGUAUGUGGGGAAGGGCUCUGGGUAUUAUGUUUGCAUUGCCAUUCUCAUAUUUUCUUCGUAAGGGGUAUAUUACCUUACAGCUUGGAGUGAGACUUUCUGCUCUUUUUGCCCUUGGUGCUGGGCAGGGUUUAAUUGGCUGGUGGAUGGUUAAAAGUGGAUUAGAGGAGCCACCAACUGAGUAUGCUCAGCCAAGAGUAAGUCCUUACCGUCUUGCAGCUUAUCUUACUUCAGCCUUUGCUAUAUACUGUGGCCUUUUAUGGACUGUUCUUUCUGUCGUCAUGCCUGAACCACCUGCUGAAUCGCCAGCUUGGGUUCGUGGGGCAGCAAAGGUGAAGCGACUUGUCCUCCCUGUAAGCUUAAUUGUUGGAGUAACAGCUGUGUCAGGAGCAUUUGUUGCCGGGAAUGAUGCUGGGCAUGCCUAUAAUACCUUGCGUAGGCCAUCAGCGUCCCUUCUUAAAUCACUGCCUCAAGUUGCAAAGACAAUCUAGACGACUUUGCAGUACAAUUUUGUGACAGUUGGACAUUUUUUCGGGACAAACAGUAUCUCUUCGGUUCUUGUGUUGUACGUAAAUCACCCCUUUACAGAGGGAUUGUUUUGCAAAUGUGCAGAAAUGGUUCUUCUGUUUGUAGUUGGAAAUAAUACUCAGUAUAAGUGAGUGAUCCGUCGUCGUUUUGUAGCAGCAUAGACGCCUUUGGGCAACACAACACAGUGGUAUCUCCACAGGAACUGUAAGCUUGCUUUUCUUGGUUUACAGUAUACCUUAAUUACAUGCAAUUAUGCAAAUGCAAUUUGGUCCAGAAUGUACUUAGAUGUAGUUUCAAGAAAAAUUAUUGGAAUUAA
Molecule: messenger RNA, 1332 nt
Organism: Malus domestica (apple)
Lineage: Eukaryota; Viridiplantae; Streptophyta; Magnoliopsida; Rosales; Rosaceae
Source: RefSeq, a predicted model, not a curated record